Cavenderia fasciculata is the source of this 555-nucleotide messenger RNA. RefSeq lists its product as uncharacterized. The record is from RefSeq and is a predicted model, not a curated record. The transcript has 3 exons. Bases 1 to 555 code for a protein of 184 amino acids. Lineage: Eukaryota; Evosea; Eumycetozoa; Acytosteliales; Cavenderiaceae.
AUGUCAUCAAAAUCUUUAUUUCUUGCAGUUUUAUCUGUUUUAUUAUUAAUCCAAUCCAGUGUAUUUGUACUGGGAGCUACAUUCAAUGCCGAGUAUCAAUUACAACUUGUCAAUAAUGUAAGAGCCAAGAAUGGAAGACCACCAUUGAUGCUCAGUCCAUGUCUCCUUAAAAGUGCCCAAUCCCAUGCAGUCUACCAAGCCAGCACCAACACAAUGACUCACAACUCUCCACAUGGUGGUCUUAGUGCUAGAAUGAGUCCAUAUGGAGCUCAAGGUAUUUCUGGAAGUGCAGAGAAUGUAGCUUAUGGUCAAAAGUCGGAUGACGAUGUUAUGAAGUCUUGGGAAAGAUCAAGUGGUCAUCUCAAGAACAUUCUUGGUGAUUACAAGUAUUUCGGUCCAGGAAAAGCUGAAGGUUCACGUCCAUACUGGACUCAACACUUUGCCAAUUACCAAUCAUGUAAUGGAGCAUCGGCAGCUCCAUCCAAUGGUGGUGGUAAUGAUCAACCAAGAAUCCGUACCCCAACAAAGAAAGCUAGUAGCACUUGUGACAAUUAA